AUGAUAUUAGAGAAAGCUCUCUGUGACCUAGGUGCUAGUAUCAACUUGAUGCCCCUCUCAAUGAUGAGAAAGCUUGCUAUAGAAGAAAUCAAACCUACCAGGAUGUCAUUGGUGAUGGCUGAUAGAUCAAUCAAGACACCCAAUGGAGUUGUAGAAAAUCUAUUAGUGAAGGUUGGAGAGUUUAUCUUCCCUGUAGACUUUGUGAUCCUGGACAUAGAAGAGGAAGAAAACAACUCAAUUAUCUUGGAAAGACCAUUUCUAGCUACAGCAAGAGCUAUUAUCGAUGUGGAAAAGGGAGAAAUGAUCUUCAGGGUGCACAGUGAGUAA
Molecule: messenger RNA, 327 nt
Organism: Arachis ipaensis
Lineage: Eukaryota; Viridiplantae; Streptophyta; Magnoliopsida; Fabales; Fabaceae
Source: RefSeq, a predicted model, not a curated record